CCAGCCCGCUAGUCCUCCACCCAGGUGGAAGCUGGUGUAUUUCCUCAAUUUAACCAAGGGAAGUGACAGAAUAAGCAGCAGAGAGGCUUUAUGUGAGACUCCCAGUGACGCUGGUUCUGCUGCACUUAUUUGAUGCUACAGUGUGAAACCAUCAUAUUUAGUGCAUCGUACAAAAGAAAAGACAUCAUGGCUGCCAGAGUCACUCUUCUCAUCUUCUGGUAUUGUCUCCUCCUAACAACAUCUGCUCAAAAUAAUACAAAACUGGCUUCCGGAAAUGAUACUGCCUCCAAUCAAACAAUGCAGUCUAAUAACACUACUGCAGCAGGUAAAACAUCUCAAAGCACUGAGCAAGAGAACCAAACGAGCCCUCCCCAAAGCACCAACAGCCUGAGUACGGUUUCAGAAAAUGCAUCUUUUAAAACUGAAGCAUCUACAGACAAGACAACAGUUGGAAACUCAAGUACGGCUUCAGAUCCUACACCUACUCCAGCUGGAGCAAUUACAGCUAACACAACUGCUGGAAACUCUAGUACGGACUCAGGAAUCACACCUAGUAAAGCUGAAACAACUACAGCUAACACAACUUCUGGAAACUCUAGUACGGACUCAGGAAUCACACCUAGUAAAGCUGAAACAACUACAGCUACCACAACUUCUGGAAAAUCUAGUACGGACUCAGGAAUCACACCUAGUAAAGCCGAAACAACUACAGCUAACACAACUUCUGGAAACUCUAAUCCUCAGGCUGGUGCAUUAGCUUCAAGUAUUGAUAAGAGAUAUUUUUGGCUUUUCUUGCUUUUGGGGGCUGUCGUGGGACUGCUUAUUUACAUGAAGCUCAAGUGUUUUAAGGUUCAGCAUCCAGUUGAGACCAUGGACCAUGGAACAGAGAAUGCUUCGUUCCAAAGGACAGAAAGUAACAAAGAUGGGGUCAUGCUUUUGGGAGUCAAAUCAGGAGGCGAGGAGAAUGCAAAAUAAGCAGACAGGUGAAGUAACAGACGCCAAACUGUCGAAGGAUUAAAAUGACAAACUUCAGUGGCCUUCCAUUAGAUUAAAAAUGAAAUGAAAUGAAAUGUUUUACACCAAAUGUAUGUCUAUGGAUACUGUUGGUAAAUAUAAUAGAUUUCAACAAUGACUACUGAAUAAAUAAUGUUUUUUAAUGUUAUUGAGAUGCUGGAAAUUUACUUCUGUACAUAAAGUUCUAUAUAUACAGGUGCCAGUUUGUAAUACAUUUUCAUUAAACAAAAAGAAAGGUCAUUUGAAAGCUGAAGAAAUUUUUAUUAUCAAAUAUGUUACUGUAAAACUAUUUACAAAAUGUUAAGAGAAAAACUAUUUCUUGUACAUCGAAGAAAAGUGUUACUCUGUUUUUAUCCUCACUCCAUAGAGAACAAUAAAUGAAUUCUUGUUUUAUCACUUUUAUCACUAUUUCUUCUAUUCAUGAUAACAAGUAUUCUCUGCAUUCCCAAAUAACAAUGUCUACAGCGUUAUAAUAUUAUAAUCUGUUACAGUGUUACAAUUAUUUCUUCUACAAUCUGUUUUAAAAAGUAGCAUUUUUUUCACAAAGUACUUGUAAAUAUAAACUUACACCUUACACCCACACUUUUACUCUUCUGUUUUAAUAAUAGAAAUGUUCUUAAGCUUUGUGCAUUGUGUUUUGUGUGUGUAUUUUUAUUCAAUUGGAGUUCAAUAAAUAGAAUUUGUGCCAA
Clarias gariepinus (North African catfish) is the source of this 1703-nucleotide messenger RNA. RefSeq lists its product as uncharacterized. The record is from RefSeq and is a predicted model, not a curated record. The coding region runs from base 133 to 975 and encodes 280 amino acids. The transcript is spliced from 13 exons. NCBI's taxonomy places the organism in Eukaryota, Metazoa, Chordata, Actinopteri, Siluriformes, Clariidae.